Molecule: messenger RNA, 1011 nt
Organism: Daldinia caldariorum
Lineage: Eukaryota; Fungi; Ascomycota; Sordariomycetes; Xylariales; Hypoxylaceae
Product: 14-3-3 protein
Exons: 1
Coding region: 1-1011 (336 amino acids)
Biological process (GO): signal transduction
Cellular component (GO): cytoplasm
Source: RefSeq, a predicted model, not a curated record
AUGGCGUCCUCCGAGGUCGACCAGAAGUUCCUCGGACGCCUCGCCAAAUCAGUUGAGCCCAACAAUGCGCUGCUCGCGUCGAUGCUAUUCAAGAUCCUGGGGCUUUCCAUCAAUGUAGCUGGCCAAUUGGUGAAGGCGCGCAAGCAGCGCCGCCUCGACACCACGCGCGUGACUCAGUCCCUCGAGCUCUACUUUCAUAUCCUGUGGCUCUCGCGCGAGGGCCUCGUUAUGCUCGAGCAGUACGUUUUACCAAUGGUGGGCGACUACGUCGAGUUGAAGGUGCUCGCGUACAAGCUGCGCGCAUCCUUCUACCACAUCUUCGUCUUGUUUCACAAUAAUCCUCCCGUCUCCCCGAUGGGAAUCGCGACGACGCCGGAGGCUCUCGCUGCGGAGAUGACGCCGGAACCGCUACGUGUCGAUAAGGGGAAAGGCGUGGAUAGGGGCGAGCCGACGACAUAUAUGCCGCCCGAGUAUCUGCGGUCGUCGAUACAACCCACGCACCCGUACGAGCAAGGCGCGCCAGCACCGCCCCCAGGAUUCGAGGGACAAGUGCAAGUGCCGCACAUAACCCCGGAAAACGCGGCUAAUUUCCUGCUACCGUCCGUCGACUACUUACCCACCGCGCACCAGUACUUCAGGGAAGCUAUCUCGCUAGCGGAUAGUUUGCUCUGGGGAUCGCACUCGCUACGACUGUCGCUGAAAACGGAGUACGCGGCGUUCUUGUACGAUUGUGUGCACGACCGGGAGGGAAGCCGGCGGCUGGCGAAGCAGACGAUCGCGGAGGUGUACGAGGCAACCGAGGGCCUAGACGACGACAUGUAUGACGACGCGUGCGAGCUGGUGACUGUGCUCGGCAAGAUGAUGAAGCGCGGUCUAGGGGCGGGAAGCUCGCGGAGUGGCGGGAAGCCGAGCCCCAGCGUAACGCAAGCUACCGCCGUGUCCCAGAGCGGCGAUAGCAGUGCUACGGUGGUGCCGUCCGUGCCGCCCGUCGGCAUGGAGAACCCGAUAUAA